AUGAGGUCCUUGGCUGUUGCCCUGGACUGUGGACAAGGAGGAUACAGUGAGGUCCUUGCUGGUGGCCCUGAGCUGAGGACAGUAAGGGGACAGCAAGUGAACAGCAGCAUGGCACAGACCCUGUACGAGCGGGUGCGGGUCCUGUGCUGGGUGAUGACGGGACCCCCCACCCUGGAGACCCGGGCCCGCCACGUCCGGGCCACCUGGGCCCAGCACUGCAACCUGGUCCUGUUCAUGAGCUCAGCACCGACCCAGGGCUUCCCCGGGGCCGUGGGGCUGCCCGUGGGUGAGGGGCGUUCCCAGCUCUACUGGAAAACCAUCCGUGCCCUCCAGUACGUGCACCAGCACCACCGGGACCAGGCCGACUGGUUCCUCAAGGCGGACGAUGACACCUUUGUGGUGGUGGCCAACCUGCGCUGGCUGCUGGCCGCCCACUCGCCCCAGCGCCCCCUCUACCUGGGCAAGCGGUUCCGGCCCUUUGCCCGGCAGGGCUACAUGAGCGGCGGGGCCGGCUACGUGCUCAGCAGGGAGGCCCUGCAGCGCUUCGUGGGGGCCGUGGCCUCUGGCACCUGUGACCACACCAGCGCCGUGGAGGACGUGGCCCUGGGCCAGUGCCUGGAGAAGCUGGGGGUGGAGGUGGGAGACUCGCGGGACCCCCAAGGCCGAGAGACCUUCCACCCCUUCCCACCCGAGACCCACCUCACGGCCCCGCACUUCUCCGUGAGCUUCUGGUACCGCAGCUACAGCUUCUACCCUGUUGUGGAGGGUCCCCAGUGCUGCUCAGACCUGUCGGUCUCGUUCCACUACGUCCCCGGCGCGCAGAUGUACGAGCUGGAGUACCUGACCCACCGCCUG
Chaetura pelagica (chimney swift) is the source of this 855-nucleotide messenger RNA. Its product is annotated as glycoprotein-N-acetylgalactosamine 3-beta-galactosyltransferase 1-B-like. NCBI's taxonomy places the organism in Eukaryota, Metazoa, Chordata, Aves, Apodiformes, Apodidae. Gene Ontology annotation, molecular function: N-acetylgalactosaminide beta-1,3-galactosyltransferase activity. The transcript has 4 exons. The annotation marks the transcript as partial. The record is from RefSeq and is a predicted model, not a curated record. Gene Ontology annotation, cellular component: membrane.